Caenorhabditis elegans is the source of this 1820-nucleotide messenger RNA. RefSeq names its product glucuronosyltransferase (gene ugt-44). Gene Ontology annotation, molecular function: glucuronosyltransferase activity; UDP-glycosyltransferase activity. Lineage: Eukaryota; Metazoa; Nematoda; Chromadorea; Rhabditida; Rhabditidae. The record is from RefSeq and is marked reviewed. The coding region runs from base 68 to 1696 and encodes 542 amino acids. Gene Ontology annotation, cellular component: membrane. The transcript has 4 exons.
CACGUUGUCCGAACUGAUAACCCAGCAGCACACACACAGCUAACAUUCUGCUAACUAAACAUACAUAAUGAGCACAUUUUGGUAUGCUCUGCUACUCAUCAUUGUCUACUAUUCACAGACUAUCAAUGGUAUUGAACGACCCAAAAAAGUAUUGGUUUUUAUGCCAAUUAGUGGACAUUCUCAUCUUAAAUUCAUGGGAACAAUUGCUAAUAUAUUGCAAGAUGAAGGAUAUAAUGUGACCCUUCUGUUGCCGAUUCUUGACGAAGGACUUCGGGAUACCACUCCACUUGUUAGAAAAAUAAAAAAUCGAAUUCUCGUCGAACAAAGUGAGGAACUCAUUGAAGCAAAUGCCCAGUUCAGAGCUGGAGGAGGCCGCGAAAAUACGUGGGUUAUGAACUCGGGAAUCAUUGGAUUUUUGAAACUCGGAACCAAGGUAGCCAACAUUUGCAAAGCUUCCUGUAAAAAUGUAUUCCAAAAUGAGGAUCUCAUCAACUACCUUCGCGAUCAACGUUUUGAUGUAGCUAUCUCAGAGCCUCUGUACACUUGUGGAUUUGCUCUUUUUGAUCAUCUUGGAAUUGAAACAACAAUCUCCACCGAUUCCCAUCUUGGUCUAGAAGUUUCAAAAAUUGCACACGGAGCAUCUAUUUCUACUAGCUACCUGCCUGCUGUAUUUUCAAGUGGAUCUGAAAGAAUGACAUUAAUCGGAAGAGCCAAAAAUUAUGUAGAAUCUUACUUCAAUUAUUACUUUAACAGUAAAAUCUACGAGAACGAAUUGGCAGGAAUUGAAGGAAUCUACAAGAAUGGAAAAGGAUGGAGAGAAUUGUCAAGAAAGAAUGCAUAUAUGUUUGUCAACAGUAAUCCACAAAUGGAUAUUCCAAGUCCCCGCACAUCAAAGUUCAUUGAAAUUGGAGGAAUCUCAUCUGGGCCAGUCAAACAAGAACGUCUUCCUGAAGAGUACGAUAGAGUUUUGUCACUUCGCAAAAAAAAUGUUCUCAUUUCAUUUGGUACUAAUGCAAAGUCAAUGUUUAUGUCAGAUGACAUGAAAGAAUCACUCAUCAAAACCUUCGAGAGUAUGCCUGACACCACUUUUAUCUGGAAAUACGAGAACACAACUGUCGAUAUUGUGAAACAGUAUAAUAAACGAAUCAAUAAUGUGAUGCUUACUGAUUGGAUGCCACAAACUGCACUUCUAGCCGACCCAAGAUUGACUCUUUUUGUUACUCAUGGUGGAUUGGGAAGUACAAAUGAAGUUGCAUUCAGUGGAAAACCAUCGAUAAUGGUUCCAGUUUUUGGUGAUCAAACGAGAAACGCAAGAAUGUUGGAGAGACAUGAAGUUGCAUUGGUUCUCACGAAAUACGAUCUCACUAACUUUAAAAAAGUCAGAGGAACUAUCAGAAAAAUGCUGAACGAUAAGAGCUAUUCCAUGAAAGCUGAGAAAUUGGCGCAAAUGUUGAGAAAUCAGCCAGAGUCACCAAAGGAGAUAUUUAUCAAAUAUUUCAACUUUGUUGCUAGAUUUGGAAAACCACAUGGACUUGAUUCAUAUGCAGCUGAAAUGAGCUUCAUCGAGUUCUACUAUAUCGAUUUUAUGGCAAUCCUUUCAAUUUUCUCGGUUGCUUUGUACAUGAUCGUUUCGAAGGUUCUAAGAGCAUCCCAUAACUUGACUAAUUUGGUUUCGAUCAAGUUUAAGUUUGAUUAAUUUGUUCUAAAAUUAUGUGUGAUCAUUCAAUCGUAUACUACGUUUUUUGUAGUUUUUUGUAGUUUUUUGUUGUAUUUUAUAUGGGUAUUUGACACUGUCAUAAUAAUAAACUAAUUAUAAUUUA